Molecule: messenger RNA, 2224 nt
Organism: Echinops telfairi (small Madagascar hedgehog)
Lineage: Eukaryota; Metazoa; Chordata; Mammalia; Afrosoricida; Tenrecidae
Gene: CNR1
Product: cannabinoid receptor 1
Exons: 2
Coding region: 257-1675 (472 amino acids)
Biological process (GO): G protein-coupled receptor signaling pathway
Cellular component (GO): membrane
Molecular function (GO): cannabinoid receptor activity
Source: RefSeq, a predicted model, not a curated record
UUCUUCGCUGCCUCCGCUUCGGCUGGGCUCCCCAGGCGCCAGUGCCUUCCCCUGGCCCGGGCGGGGCGCCUCCGCUGCCCGCAGAGCUCUCCGUGGAGUGUGGGGGGCGCGUUGCGUCCUAACGGAGAGCCAGCCCCCGCUCUGGGCGACAGGUGCCGAGGGAGCGUCCCCCGAGGACUAGGGGAUGCGAAGGGAUUCCCUCCUGAGGGCCCCUUUCCACGUCAUCUUGAGAUUGGCCUAAUCGAAGACGGAGGUGAUGAAGUCGGUCCUAGAUGGCCUCGCAGAUACCACCUUCCGCACCAUCACGACAGACCUCCUCUACGUGGGCUCCAAUGACAUUCAGUACGAAGACAUCAAAGGCGACAUGGCCUCCAAACUAGGGUACUUCCCUCAGAAAUUCCCUUUAACUUCCUUCCGGGGAAGCCCCUUCCAAGAGAAGAUGACUGCGGGCGACAACCCCCAGUUGGUCCCAGCAGACCAGGUGAACAUUACCGAGUUUUACAACAAAUCUCUCUCGUCCUACAAGGAGAAUGAGGAGAACAUCCAGUGUGGGGAGAACUUCAUGGACAUGGAGUGCUUCAUGAUCCUGAACCCCAGCCAGCAGCUGGCCAUCGCUGUGCUGUCCCUCACGCUGGGCACCUUCACUGUCCUGGAGAACCUGCUGGUGCUCUGCGUCAUCCUGCACUCCCGCAGCCUCCGCUGUAGGCCUUCCUACCACUUCAUCGGCAGCCUGGCAGUGGCAGACCUCCUGGGCAGCGUCAUUUUUGUCUACAGCUUCGUUGACUUCCACGUGUUCCACCGCAAAGACAGCCCCAACGUGUUUCUGUUCAAAUUAGGCGGCGUCACGGCCUCCUUCACUGCCUCCGUGGGCAGCCUGUUUCUGACCGCCAUCGACAGGUACAUCUCCAUCCACAGGCCCCUGGCCUAUAAGAGGAUCGUCACUCGGCCCAAGGCCGUGGUGGCGUUUUGCUUGAUGUGGACCAUCGCCAUUGUGAUCGCCGUGCUGCCUCUCCUAGGCUGGAACUGCAAGAAACUGCAGUCCGUUUGCUCAGACAUUUUCCCACUCAUCGACGAAACCUACCUGAUGUUCUGGAUCGGGGUCACCAGCGUGCUGCUGCUCUUCAUCGUGUACGCCUACAUGUACAUUCUCUGGAAGGCCCACAGCCACGCGGUGCGAAUGAUUCAGCGGGGCACCCAGAAGAGCAUCAUCAUCCACACCACCGAAGAUGGCAAAGUCCAGGUGACUCGGCCUGACCAAGCCCGCAUGGACAUUAGGCUGGCCAAGACCCUGGUCCUGAUCCUGGUGGUUUUAAUCAUCUGCUGGGGCCCUCUGCUUGCGAUCAUGGUGUACGAUGUCUUCGGCAAGAUGAACAAGCUCAUUAAGACGGUGUUUGCCUUCUGCAGUAUGCUGUGCCUGCUGAACUCGACCGUGAAUCCCAUCAUCUACGCUCUGAGGAGCAAGGACCUGAGACACGCUUUCCGGAGCAUGUUCCCCUCAUGCGAAGGCACCGCGCAGCCUCUGGAUAACAGCAUGGGGGACUCGGACUGCCUGCACAAGCACGCCAACAACGCCGCCAGUGUUCACAGAGCCGCCGAGAGCUGCAUCAAGAGCACGGUCAAGAUCGCCAAGGUGACCAUGUCUGUGUCUACAGACACGUCUGCCGAGGCUCUGUGAGCUGAUGAUGCUUCGCUGGCAGCCCAGGAAAUGAAAUCCGUGGGUGGUUUUUGUUUUCUUUUGUUUUUUCCUCAAAACCUAGAGGAGUGUGUCGUCUCAUCGGUUAUGUUCUUAAGUUUACCAUGCUCAGCGAAAUGGUGAUGGCUCCCAUGUUCACUUAUGAAUUCUCUGGCUUUCGACAAUUCAGACACUUGAACUAAGUUCCCCAAGGGCGUCCGGUGAGGAGACCCAGCUGCUUCGAUGACUGAAAGGUCUUGCAGAAUCUCCCAACAGAGGAACACCCUUUGGCUGUGCAGUUUGAAGUCUGAGUGUCCAUAGAAAACGCCAUCAACUGAUUAAUGCCAUUGUAACCAUCAGUCUCCUGAUAAUGUGAAAUGUAAUUGUCCACAGUAUCACAGGUGUCCGUUUCUGCCACAGUUACACUACUGAAGUAGAGCUAUUUUGUGACAUGUGUUGUGUCCUAGGAGAUGUGUAUCCAUGUUUACGAUGUGUUAUUUAUAUUUGUCUAGUUCAGCUAAACUAAAAAACAUUUAUGAGAACAAUGGGAAG